Messenger RNA from Chlamydomonas reinhardtii, 1202 nucleotides. RefSeq lists its product as uncharacterized. Lineage: Eukaryota; Viridiplantae; Chlorophyta; Chlorophyceae; Chlamydomonadales; Chlamydomonadaceae. Bases 176 to 649 code for a protein of 157 amino acids. The record is from RefSeq and is a predicted model, not a curated record. The transcript has 7 exons.
UUUGAAAAUCUUACAAUCAAUACGCAGGCAUAAAGUUGCACUCAUCAACCCAUCCUAAAUCGUUAUUUUGGUCUUGAUUGUUGCUUUGGCGCGUCUUGUCACAUAGACGCAGUCGGGCUUGAUAUAUCAACCUGCGGUGUCUGGAUACGUGUUAUAGCUUGCAAAGCCUCCCACCAUGGCCUCUGCCUAUGAGAUCCGUCGGGUGCUGAAGAUCUAUGACGACGCUGCUAUUGCACCGGUCAACCGGGCGGUCACGAUGCUCAAGGAGGUCACCAAGCUGAUCAGCGAGUCCCCAGACAAGUACGACCUGACAUCCAGCGACGCCGAGACGUGGGCUGAGGCGGGCGGCCUAUCGUACGCUGAGAACGCGGAGUUCCCCUGCUCCCUCGGGGAGCGCUGGAUGGAGACCCUCAGCAAGCCAGGCGUGGCCAAGGCUGCCGGGCUAGACAAGGUGGAGUGGGCCACGCUACUCAAAGACAUCACCGGCUAUGAGGAGAAGCUGGUGGCUGCUGAGCUGAGCCUGGAGGUGCUGGAGGAGCUGACCGAGCUCAUCAACCAGAUCAUUGAGGAGGCGCCCGAGCCGGUGGACUCCGAUGAGGACGAUGACGACGACGACGAUGACGAGGAUGAUGACGAGGAGGAUAAGUAAAAUGCCCGUUGCAAUUACUUGACAGCAGCGUUGAAGAAUCGAGGGACGUGGCGUGUAUGAUGGUCGCACGAGAGAGUGUGGCUGCUAGCGCUUGCGGGUCUCGACACAAUCAGGCCCGGGGUUUGGAGCCUUGACGGCUUGACUGCUUGCGGCAGCCUGAAUGAUGGCGUGGAUGAGGGAUUGCGAAAGUCAGUUCGAAUGGAAUGGGUGGGCACAUGCGUUUGGAGCUAAUGAGCUAUCGCAGCGGUGAGCACAGAGCAGGAUUGGGAGGGCGGUAGCGGCGCGCCGGCGCGUUUCUCUUGAAACAAUGAGUACGUUUAGGGGCUUUGAGCCUGUGACUUUGUUGGCUGGCCAAGUGGCCGUGCUCCGUGUUCGGCCGACAGUCUCAGGGGUAACAGGGAACCUACUCGGAUAUUGCACACGCGCACUCGCGUGUCCUUGCAACAAGCACCUGUUCUGGAAUCCGGGUACGCCGGAUAUCGUCAAGGUCGCUUACGUGCUAGAGCUGCACAGCGCUCAAGCACGUGCCGAGCCUUGGGGAAGCUGUUCUACC